Bolinopsis microptera is the source of this 3974-nucleotide messenger RNA. RefSeq names its product general vesicular transport factor p115-like. Lineage: Eukaryota; Metazoa; Ctenophora; Tentaculata; Lobata; Bolinopsidae. Gene Ontology annotation, biological process: vesicle fusion with Golgi apparatus; endoplasmic reticulum to Golgi vesicle-mediated transport; intracellular protein transport. The transcript is spliced from 24 exons. The coding region runs from base 14 to 2227 and encodes 737 amino acids. Gene Ontology annotation, cellular component: Golgi membrane; ER to Golgi transport vesicle membrane; cytoplasm. The record is from RefSeq and is a predicted model, not a curated record.
CUUAAUUAGGGCUAUGUCCUUCCUCCGGGGCUUUCUCUCGACCCCGACUGAGGAGGAAAAUAAACAGGGCGGAUUUGAAACAAUAGAGAGACUUAUAGAGCGGUUAGAGACCUCAACAUUACUUGAUGAUAGAAGGGAUGCUAUUCGUGCGCUUCGUGCCCUCUCCAAGACAUUCCAAGUGGAAGUAGGAACCCACGCGAUGGAGAUACUGAUAAAUGUGAUAAAAGAGGAUAGCAGUGAUAUUGAGGUGACGGAGAUGGUUAUUGAGACUCUGCUUAAUGUCAUGGCUUCUGCAGGAGAAGACCCGCCAGAAACUGACCUGGGAGUACAAUUCACUGAAAUGUUCAUUAAAACUGAAGAUAACGUCGCCCUCCUCCUCUCUCUCUUGGAGGAGUACGAGUUUCAUGUGAGAUGGCCUACAGUUAAAUUACUCAGCACCCUCCUGAAGAACAGGGGGAAAGCGUUGCAGGAACGUGUCUUGGUAUCGCCGAUGGGGAUAUCGAAACUAAUGGAUUUGUUGUCUGACAGCCGUGAAAUUAUACGGAAUGACGGUUUGUUGCUGAUGAUAAAACUGACGAAGAACAACCCCGCGAUUCAGAAAAUAGUGGCAUUCGAGAACGCGUUUGAGCGACUAUUAAACAUCGUUAGCAACGAGGGAAACAGUGACGGUGGAAUUAUCGUCGAGGAUUGUCUGCAUUUGCUGCUGAAUUUGUUACGGAAUAAUCUGAGUAACCAGAACUAUUUCCGGGAAACAAGUAACAUCCAGAGGAUAACACCCUUCUUUGGAAUGCCUCCAAUAGAUGAGGAGGACGAGGAGGUGCCCCCCGUGUGGAAUGUUCAGAAGCAAACAAACAUUCUUCUCAUGCUGGACCUCCUUCAGAUUCUAAUAGGUCCAACAAACCACCCCCAAUCUGUGACCAGCUGUCAGAAAGUAAUGUACACACGUGGCAUCUACAUGAAGCUAAUGGACCUACUCCUUUACCCAGGACUACCUCCUGAUAUAUUUGCUAAGUUGUUGGUAACUGUGGGGGAUGUUAUACGGGGAAAUGAGAUUAUCCAGCAGUUCAUGGAUGAGCUGGAAAUGUCAGAGCGGCCAGCAAUUCUCCUGAUCCUUAUGUUCAUGGUUAACGACAAACAACCAUUCAAAGCUCGACUAGCUGCCCUGUACUGUGUACAGUGCUUUCUGUUUAAAAAUCAGAAGGGACAAGCUAGAAUCGUGUCCACACUUCUACCCAACCAAGAAGAUGUACAAGUAGGGGUAACAUCGGGUCAACUUCUCUGUGCUGGGUUAUUCAGUAACGACUCUGUGGCACACUGGUUGUGUAGUGUAACGCUCUCUCACUGCCUUUAUAACAACAUCGCUCAGCACGAGAACAUGUUACAAGUACAGCUAGAACUAACCUCAGGGCUACCCCCCGUGCACCUUAUCAACCAAGUAUUCCAGAUGCUCGCUAACGACUCGAGUGCGCGCACGAGGUUUGGAACACUAAUGUUGCUGCUACACUGGGUGGAGGAAUGCCCGGGCGCAGUUGCUACACUGCUCAACAACAACGCUUUCGUGCCUUACAUUCUGGAGUUGGUGGAACACACUGACGGACAGGACGCCUCAGCGAGCCUGUUAUCCAGCCUAGGGGCUAUGUUAAUGGGACUAUGUCUGAAGUACAACGACAACUCUUGCCAGCACUACACAAAAGAGACACUACUACACCUGAUUACGCACCGUGUUGGCAAGGAGAUAUACACGGAGCUACUUGACUCAGCUUCAGUUAGUCUGCUCUUCACCCAGGCUACCAAGUCUCCACAUCCUACUGCGGAGAAUGUUGAGGAGCUCUUCCUGGACUUUUCAUUUACGAAGUUCUUUAAAAAACAACAAGAUAUAGUAACAAGAGCGCUGGAAGGAGAAGAGGAGACAGAAACGGAAAACACGAUAGAUUCUCAUGACGAAAUAGUGGCUGGAUACAAAACUCUUAUCAUGGAGCAGGACGAGGAGAUUAAUAGACUCAAGUUCCAGCUCACUCAAUGCGCCUCCCCACCCGUACAAGAAACACAACAGCCCUCCAGUCACGUAUCACAACAACAGAUAGAACAGCUCAACAGUACGCCAAGGAUCAGGAGACGUAUUAUCAGCAGUACAUUGCUCAGCUACAAACCUGGUACACUGAGCAAAUGGAACAACUUCAAUCUACCCAACCAGCCUCCUCCGAUACCAGCCCUCCGCAACACGUGACGUCAUCGCAACAACACGUGGUUUCAUCAGAGUAUGAACAAGUGCUGGCAGAGAGAGAUUCACUGGCUGCUUCCAUUGAGGAGAUGAGAAGAAAUCAGGAGUGUGCAACAGACGAACUAAGACAAACAGUAGCUAACCAAGACACCAGCUUACAACAGCUGAGGUUUGAGAAGCACCAACAGGAUCAGUACAUGUCACAACUGGUUGCUCAGUUGGAACAGAUGAAGAUUACUGCGCAGGAAACGAGUGUCCAAGAAACAGAACUUCGUCAGAACACUAGCGAUGAACUCGUUACAGCAAACUCAACUGUGGGUGAUUUGCGUGACCAGCUUACUGCCCUUUCGGAGAAACUCUCCCAAACAGAAAGCGAAUCAGUCAGUCUGAAAGAGAAACUCUUUGAAAGUGAAACUCUUAACAGCUCGUUAAAGCUGAAACUCUCCGAUGCAGAGAGCGAUAUGAGUGUUUUAAGAGAACAACUCUCCCAAAUUGAAGGUCAAGUUGUGGCAUCUGAAAGCGAAGCUUUUGGUUUGACUGGGCUUUUAUCAGAAAGAGAAAGCAGUUUGAGUUUGUUGCAAGAGAAAUUGUCACAAAGUGAAAGUGAAACAUCGUUCUUGAAGGUGAAACUAUCAGAAACAGAGUCGGAAUUUUCUCUGUUGAAGGGGACUCUGGAAGAAAAAGAUGACGAACAGUCUCAGGAAACAUCCAACACCCAGUCUAGCGAAGAUGUGAGCUCAAACAUGGCCCCUGAAACUGCUAAAUCAGCGGAGGUACAGCUACUCAGCGCAAAGCUUGAGGAAUUGCAAGGGUUGCACGCUGAACUACAAGAGUACAAAGAGAGGAACGUGACCUUGGAAGACGAUAUUACUCUCCUUAGGGUUGAAUUGCAGCAAUUGCAAGCAGAUAAGGUUGAGCCAAGCGCUUCGCAAUUUGUCGAACAAUCUACGGAAACAGUUGAAAACGCUCCAGAAUUAGUUGAAACUGCGCCAGAAUUAGUCGAAACUGCGCCAGAAUCUGAAACUGCACCAGAAUUAGUUGAAGCAACACCAGAAUUAGUCGAAACUGCGCCAGAAUCUGAAACUACACCAGAAUUAGUUGAAACUGCGCCAGAAUCUGAAACUGCACCAGAAACGGUUGAAACUACGCCAGAAUCUGAAAUUUCGGCCCAAACAGCUGAAGCAACACCGGAUCCAGUUGAAAGCCCUCCAGAACCAGCUGAAAGCCCUCCAGAAACAACCGAAACUACUCCGCAAGCAACCGAAACUACUCCGCAAAGCCCACCUGUUGUUUCUAUAGUAACAGCCAGUGGUGUCAGUAGGGAGUAUCUUUACGACUACUCCCAGUGGUUCACCCCGGCGCUCGCUGAGGAUGGUAUCACGUACUACCAGUCAACUGAGGGUCAUUAUUACACAGAGGAGCAGUAUGUGUACACCAUGGAUCAAUAUGAACAGUACUACCGUUCACAGCUUCCAGCACAGGAACAAACAUCUGAACAAACAUCUGAACAAACAUCUGAACAAACAUCUGAACAAACAUCUGAACAAACAUCUGAACAAACAUCUGAACAAACAUCUGAACAAACUCCUAAACAAAGCUCGGCAGAAGAAGUGGUAGAACAACUUGCAGAACAGGCUGUAGAACAAGCUGUAGAACAAGCUGUAGAACAAGUUUUAGAAGAAAAAGUUACAGAGCCCUCCUCCCCAACCGACGACCAGCAGGUGGAGAGCUUAAAGAAUGAGAUAGAGGAGUC